Messenger RNA from Octopus bimaculoides (California two-spot octopus), 1220 nucleotides. Its product is annotated as ADP-ribosylation factor-related protein 1. Gene Ontology annotation, biological process: Golgi to plasma membrane protein transport; intracellular protein transport; protein localization to Golgi apparatus. The record is from RefSeq and is a predicted model, not a curated record. Gene Ontology annotation, cellular component: Golgi apparatus. Gene Ontology annotation, molecular function: GTP binding; GTPase activity. NCBI's taxonomy places the organism in Eukaryota, Metazoa, Mollusca, Cephalopoda, Octopoda, Octopodidae.
UUACCGUCCCUUCCUCUCCAUACGGGUAUCAACAAAAUGGACGUUACAGUGAAAUGGAACAUUCAACUCUGAAGUGAUUUUCUCAUUUAUUCUUCCGUUCUCUUCUUCUUCUGGACGAUCGCGGUAUCAUCACAUCACCAGCCGACAAUGUACACACUUCUGUCUGGUUUUUGGAAGUAUCUGUUCCAAAAGGAAGAAUACUUUGUCUUAAUUCUUGGUUUGGAUAAUGCCGGAAAAACGACUUACCUUGAACAAACCAAGACGAAGUUCAAUCGGAAAUAUAAAGGGAUGAACCAAAGCAAAAUCACAACAACUGUCGGACUAAACAUUGGAAAAAUCGACAUCGGAAGCGUGCGGCUAAAUUUCUGGGAUCUUGGCGGACAGGAAGAACUGCAGUCAUUGUGGGACAAAUAUUAUGCCGAGUCACAUGCUAUCAUCUACAUUGUGGAUUCUUCAGAUACAGAAAGAUUAGACGAAUCGAAAGAAGCCUUCGAUAAAAUGAUUUCCAAUGAGGCUCUCGUCACGGUGCCACUUCUGUUGUUGGCCAACAAGCAGGACCUGCAAGGAUGUCUUCCAUUAAAUGAAGUGAAAAAAAUUUUCAGUUCCAAUCCAUCAUUAAUUGGUCCAAGAGAGUGUAAAGCCGAUGCUGUCUCUGCUCUAAGAGGAGAUGGUGUCCAUGAAGGAAUCGACUGGGUUGUAAAAGCUGUCCAACAGAACAAUGUGCGUCGACCUCCAACCCAAAAGGACAUCACCUGAGGGGACACUAAAAGCCAAAAAAAAAAAAAAAAAAUAGCAAAAAGCAACACAAUGUAAAAAAUUAAAUUCAAACAUUCUUAACACCAUGACAAAGCAGCCACUCAGAAUUACUCUGGCGAAUGGUCCGAUGAUAACCAGCAAAUAAAUAUCUUCGUUGUACAGCAAUUCGCAUCUCUGUAAAGGAUCAAGGAAAAUAAAAACAAUGUAAAAAAAAAAUGUCAAAACUAAGAAAAAAAUGCAAAAACACAAAUACCAAACAAAAAUUGCAAUACAAAAAUGGAAUGUGUGUGUCACAAUUGAGGGUAUCGCAGUGUUUGUGGGUGGAAGUUAAAUCUUUAUUUAAAUUUUGUUGUCUUUCCCUUUUUGUUUAUAUUAAGUGCAGUUAUGGACACACAUGCACAUACAUACACAUACACACUCACACACCAUUGUAUUUAUGUAUGCAGGAAGCUCAAGUGAAAGAA